Molecule: messenger RNA, 2830 nt
Organism: Cuscuta campestris
Lineage: Eukaryota; Viridiplantae; Streptophyta; Magnoliopsida; Solanales; Convolvulaceae
Source: the annotation of a GenBank genome assembly
AACAACCGGGAGGAUUUUCUCCUUUUAUCCCCGGGUUGUAUCCACAAUCCCUGCCCCAAACUAAUAACAUCCCCCCGGUCGUUCCGACAAAUCUGAUCGGGGAGAUGGACAAAGCUGGUCCAUCCCGGUCCAGAAGGAGUCGGUCCCGGAGGUCGCGCACACAGAUCACGCCUGAUGGUGAUGUGCGCUCAGUCCAUAGCAGGGAUGAGGAUUGGAAUGUAUCCCAGGCUCAAAAGAAGCUGAAGGGAAAAGCUAUUCAACCUGAAGGGUCCAGGAGGUCAGCGUUUCAAAGGCUUGGCCACGAGGGCAGAAAUCAAAACCGGCCUGCCAAAGAACGACUAGGAGUGGAAACAACCCCGUUGAGUGCUUUUGAUCGCCUGGGUAGAGGGGCCGAGCGAACUGGUCGGACCAGGCGCACGGAACCUCCCCACCGCGAAGAGCCCCAACAUAGCCGGGCGCCCCAUGGAGAAGAAGAAGCGGAGAGCCACCCUAGGCACACGAUCCGCUCCCAUGUUGAACAACCCCGGGAUCGUGUGGGCCAGGUCGAAGCACAUUUGGGGAAGCUGCAGCGCCGGGUGGACCGGGAUGAAAAGAAGAAAAUCCUGUUGAACGAAUCUCCGUUCACAGACCGGGUUCACGAGACCCCAUUUCCAAAGAAAGCAAAGUUGGAGGUCCCGAAGUUUACCGGGAAUGAGGACCCGGAAAUACAUGUCAAAACCCUUCAUCAAAGUGGAAGGAUGAUGAGCCUUUCGGGGGACGAAAAAUGUUUACUUUUCUUCCAAACCCUCCGCGGCCGAGCUGCUGAGUGGUUUCAUAACCUACCGGCCGGUGAGAUCGAUUCCUUCGAUGAGCUGGCCGAGGUGUUCCAAGAGAAGUUCAAGGAAAACUGCACCAAGAGGAAAAAGUUCACCUACUUGAGCACGGCCGGGCAGACGGAGCACGGGGAUUUAACGAAAUUCCUCACCCGGUGGAAGGAUGAAGUCGAUAAAGUCGAGGAGAUGGACGACAAAACCGCCAUGUCCCUCCUAGUGUCCGGACUCCGGUCCGGAGAAUUGUAUAAAGAGUUCUGCAGGAGACCACCCCUGUCAUACCAAGAGGCCUACAACACGGCCUGGGAUUAUGCUGACGCUGAAGCACACGUGUCAUCCAAGAGGGAGGCCGAGCAGGGCCAUUCCAAAGGGAAAAUUUCCUUGAAAAGGAAAUUGAACAGCCCGGGAGGGCGAAGGCGGAAGUCAUGGAGUGUGAAGGGAGUAAUUAAGCAGAUGAUCGAGGCCGGGGAGAUCGAUCCUGAGUAUCUAGCUCAGGCCAAGCAAAAGAAAAACCAAUGGAUCAGGCCUGAAGGGAAGCCGGUCGAACAGAAUAAGAAGAAGAAAGCACCCGGUAAAGAGCAUUUGCAGGUAAGACGGGAGCCGAUCACCUUUACUGACCGGGACCUCCCCGCCACCAGAGAAGAUCACAAUGACCCCCUGGUCAUAACUAUGGACAUGGGUGGAGUCGAUGUCUCCCGGGUACUCGUUGACACGGGCAGUAGUGUCAACGUUUUGUACUUGGAUGCAUUUGAAAAGCUCAAGUUGUGUCGGACACGGCUUGAGCCCUUAAAGACUCCCCUGUCCGGGUUCACUGGGGACUCUGUUGAAGCUGAAGGGUCAAUCCUUCUGACUUGUGAGUUGGGCACAGGAGACCAGCUCGUCCAAAAACAAAUGAGGUUUGUGGUAGUGAACAUCAAAUGUGUUCACAACGCCAUCCUAGGCCAGCCUGGAAUAAACAAGGUCAAUGGUGAGAUGGAAGUUAAAGAGGAUCGCCUGGCCCGAUAUAGUGACCUGAUCCGAGCACUUCUAAGGGAGUUAGAAGAGUUUCGUCUAACCAGGAUACCCCGGUCGGAAAACACUGAUGCUGACAUGCUUUCAAAAUUGACACAAACCUGCCCAGAGAAUGUAUCGAAGUUGGCAAAGGUUGAGAUACUGGACGUACCGAGCGCUGACCGGUUUGAGGUCGUGGCUAUCCAGCCCAGCCAGACUACGGCAACCGGGAUAAUUGGAGCAGAUGAUGACUGGAGGUACGAACUCAUGGAGUAUCUGGAGACCGGUCAGAAACCAGAUGAUGAGGAACAAGCCAGGAAGGUGGUCCUGCGGGCUCCUCGUUUUCAGGUAAUCGAUGGUCACUUGUACAAACGUGCCAUUGGUGGACCUCUCCUACGCUGCCCUACCAACUCGGAGGCUGAACGGGUAAUAACUGAGGUGCAUGAGGGAGUUUGUGCAGCCCAUCAAAUGCCCCGCACUUUGGCUCAAAGGAUAAUAUUGCUUGGCUACUACUGGCCGACCAUUGUUGGAGAUUGUGAGCGAGUGACUUCAAGGAGAGCGACUGGAGAGACUCCUUUCGUGCUCACUUACGGAUGUGAAGCCCGGCUACCAGUAGAGGCAGAAAUUCCAACAUUUAGAGAAACCGUGUACCAGCCCGGUCAGAAUGAGGCUGACCAUCUAGCUGAAUUGAAUCUGGUGGAAGAACGAAGGACCAUAGCAGCUGUCAAGAUGGUCGAUUACCAGCAGUCAGUAAAGAGGUAUCAUGACAACCGGGUGGGCCCAUGAUAUUUCCAAGUGCAUGAUGAAGUCUUACGCAGCAGGGAUGCUAGUAAGCCUAAUGAGAGAGGCAAGCUAGUACGAAACUGGGAGGGACCCUAUCGCGUAAAAGCAAUCGUCAAACCGGGCACUUACCAACUGGAGACUAUGGAAGGUGGCUGGGUUGACCGACAUUGGAACUCUCAUCACUUGCGUAAAUUCUUUAGAUAGAGUGUAAUGAGUUCCCUAGACGUCAAUAAAACUUUGUUCUUUUC